This is a messenger RNA of Manis pentadactyla (Chinese pangolin), 3896 nucleotides long. RefSeq names its product ER membrane protein complex subunit 1 (gene EMC1). Gene Ontology annotation, cellular component: EMC complex. The coding region runs from base 26 to 3004 and encodes 992 amino acids. The record is from RefSeq and is a predicted model, not a curated record. Gene Ontology annotation, biological process: protein folding in endoplasmic reticulum. The transcript is spliced from 23 exons. Lineage: Eukaryota; Metazoa; Chordata; Mammalia; Pholidota; Manidae. Gene Ontology annotation, molecular function: protein binding.
CGGCGGGCGGGCCCAGGCUGCAGUCAUGGCGGCGGGGGAUUUUAGGUUUUGGCUCUGGGCUGCCCUGUGUAUCCCUGUGGCUGCAGUUUAUGAAGACCAAGUGGGCAAGUUUGAUUGGAGACAGCAGUAUGUUGGGAAGCUCAAGUUUGCCUCCUUAGAAUUUUCCCCUGGAUCCAAGAAGCUGGUUGUGGCCACAGAGAAGAACGUGAUUGCAGCAUUAAAUUCUCGGACUGGGGAGAUCUUGUGGCGCCAUGUUGACAAGGGCACGGCAGAGGGGGCUGUGGAUUCCAUGCUGCUCCAUGGACAGGAUGCAAUCACUGUGUCCAAUGGAGGCCGAAUCAUGCGUUCCUGGGAGACUAACAUCGGGGGCCUGAACUGGGAGAUCACCCUGGACAGUGGCAGUUUCCAGGCACUUGGACUGGUAGGCCUGCAGGAGUCAGUGAGGUACCUCGCAGUCCUGAAGAAGACCACCCUCGCCCUCCAUCACCUCUCCAGUGGGCACCUGAAGUGGGUGGAACAUCUCCCGGAGAGUGACAGCAUCCAUUACCAGAUGGUGUAUUCUUAUGGCUCUGGGGUGGUGUGGGCCCUCGGAGUUGUGCCCUUCAGCCAUGUGAACAUUGUCAAGUUUAAUGUGGAGGAUGGAGAGAUUGUUCAGCAGGUCAGGGUUUCGACUCCCUGGCUGCAAAGUCUCACUGGAUCCUGUGCUGUUGUGGAUGAGGCUGUCCUGGUAUGCCCUGACCUGGGCUCACAGUCCAUCCAAACCUUGGCCUUGGAGACAGAGUGGGAGUUGCAGCAGAUCUCAUUGCAGUCUCUGGACUUAGAAUUUGCAAGUGGAUUCCAACCCCGGGUCCUGCCCACACAGCCCAGUCCAGCGGAUCCCUCUCGGGCCCAGUUCUUCCUACAGUUGUCCCCAAGCCACUAUGCUCUGCUGCAGUACCGUCACGGGGUCCUGAGUCUGCUAAAAAACUUCCCACAGACUGCCCUGGUGAGCUUUGCCACCACGGGGGACAAGACGGUGGCUGCAGUCAUGACGUGUCGGAAUGAAGCGCAGAAACCUAGCAAUUUGGAAGAUGGGUCAAUGGGGAGCUUUAUGGAGAAGUCCAGUCCACAGGACUCACUGGCUUGCUUCAACCAGACCUACACCAUUAACCUCUACCUAGUGGAGACAGGUCGGCGGCUGCUGGACACCACCAUCACCUUCAGCCUGGAGCAGAGUGGCUCUCGGCCCGAUCGGAUGUACAUCCAGGUAUUCUUGAAGAAGGAUGACUCCGUGGGCUACCGGGCCUUGGUACAGACGGAGGACCAUCUGCUACUUUUCCUGCAGCAGCUGGCAGGGAAGGUGGUGCUGUGGGGCCGUGAGGAGUCACUGGCCGAGGUGGUGUGCCUAGAGAUGGUGGAUCUCCCCUUGACUGGGGCGCAGGCCGAGCUGGAAGGAGAAUUUGGCAAGAAGGCAGAUGGCUUGCUGGGGAUGUUCCUGAAACGCCUCUCAUCCCAGCUCAUCCUGCUGCAAGCGUGGACUUCCCACCUCUGGAAAAUGUUUUAUGAUGCUCGGAAGCCCCGAAGUCAGAUUAAGAAUGAGAUCAACAUUGACACCCUUGCCAGAGAUGAAUUUAACCUCCAGAAGAUGAUGGUGAUGGUGACAGCCUCAGGCAAGCUUUUUGGCAUUGAGAGCAGCUCUGGCACCAUCUUGUGGAAACAAUAUCUCCCCAGUGUCAAGCCAGACUCCUCCUUUAAAUUGAUGGUCCAGAGGACCACUGCCCAUUUCCCCCACCCGCCGCAGUGCACCCUCCUGGUCAAGGACAAGGAGACGGGAUUGAGUUCUCUCUACGUCUUCAAUCCCAUUUUUGGGAAGUGGAGUCAGGUGGCUCCCCCAGUGCUGAAACGCCCCAUCUUGCAGUCUUUGCUUCUCCCCAUCAUGGAUCAAGACUAUGCCAAGGUGCUGCUGUUGCUAGAUGAUGAGUACAAGGUGACGGCAUUCCCAGCCACUCGGAACGUCUUGCGACAGCUGCAUGAGCUCGCCCCUUCCAUCUUCUUCUACUUAGUGGGUGCAGAACAGGGACGGCUGUGUGGCUAUCGACUGCGAAAGGACCUCACCACUGAGCUGAGCUGGGAGCUGACUAUUCCCCCAGAAGUGCAGCGCAUUGUCAAGGUGAAGGGGAAGCGCAGCAGUGAGCAUGUUCAUUCUCAGGGCCGUGUGAUGGGGGACCGCAGCGUGCUCUACAAGAGUCUGAACCCUAACCUGCUAGCCGUGGUGACGGAGAGCACCGAUGUACACCAUGAGCGCACCUUCAUUGGCAUCUUCCUCGUUGAUGGCGUCACCGGGCGCAUCAUCCACUCCUCCGUGCAGAGGAAAGCCAAGGGCCCCGUCCACAUCGUGCACUCAGAGAACUGGGUGGUGUACCAGUACUGGAACACCAAGGCCCGGCGUAACGAGUUCACUGCCCUGGAGCUGUACGAGGGCACCGAGCAGUACAAUGCCACCGCCUUCAGCUCCCUGGACCGACCCCAGCUGCCCCAGGUCCUCCAGCAGUCCUACAUCUUCCCCUCCUCCAUCAGUGCCAUGGAAGCCACCAUCACUGAGCGGGGCAUCACCAGCCGGCACCUGCUUGUUGGGCUACCUUCCGGAGCAAUUCUUUCCCUUCCUAAGGCCUUGCUGGAUCCCCGCCGCCCCGAGAUCCCAACAGAACAAAGCAGAGAGGAGAACCUCAUUCCGUAUUCACCAGAUGUACAGAUACAUGCAGAGCGUUUCAUCAACUAUAACCAGACAGUUUCUCGAAUGCGAGGUAUCUACACAGCUCCGUCAGGCCUGGAGUCCACUUGUUUGGUUGUGGCCUAUGGUUUGGACAUUUACCAAACUCGAGUCUACCCAUCCAAACAGUUCGAUGUCCUGAAGGAUGACUAUGACUAUGUGUUAAUCAGCAGUGUCCUCUUUGGCCUGGUUUUUGCCACCAUGAUCACCAAGAGACUGGCACAGGUGAAACUCCUGAAUCGUGCCUGGCGGUAGAGGCCCAAGACCCACUGCCCAGAGCAGAGAGCUGAGGGGAGUGAGGGUCGGUAAGAAGGUCGAGCUGCAGUUUGCCAGUUUGGUGGGAUGUGUGUUGGGCACUCACCCCAGUUAAGGGAUGUGGGGAAGAUGGACUCUCAGGGAGACUCCUUUGGAAUGUGUCUGACGCAGAGUCGGCAGUGGAUGGAGGCUGAACCACUUUCUGAGCCGAGAAUCUCAAGGCGUCUUGAUGGACUUCCCCUGAAGUCCAAAGUCCAUUGUCGUUUCCUUUUUUUGCUCAUCUAUGAAUGUUGUUUUUCUUAUAAGGCCGCCAGUGGAUUUUUCUCCUUUGUGAGGCCUGUUUAAGUUGAUUUUGGUUUGCCUUCUGUGUUUCCCAGGUUUAUCUAGAAAUCCUUCUGUUUCCUAGCCUUAUGCUUCAAAGUCAGAAGGGAACUCUUAUUGUAAAAUAACACCUUAUAGGUGUAUUUGCUGGCUAACAUUGGGACAAAGGUCCAUGCUUAGCUGAGGUCUGAGCCAUGAUCCAGCCUCUCACGGCUUUUCUCCAAACAAACUUAAGAGUUGAGGACUCUCUGUGGUGUCAACACUUAUUUUAACUAGGCCUUUAAUUUAGAGGCUCUCAUUCAUCCGGUUGGGCCACCAGUCAUUGCUUCAGUUUAUCAAAAGUCAAGUAUGUAAUAACAAUGUCUUGGUUUGCUGGUUAUUGUCCAUGCUUUUCACCUAAGAUGUGUUCUAGCCGAGGCCUUUUUAAUACUACUGAAUUGUCUGAAGCUUGAAGAGGAAUUCAAGGGAGGAGAGAGAGUCUGGCCCUUUCAUUGUACCUCGUAAUCUCUUAGUUCAUCCACAUGCUGGUCUAGUCAUCUUUUAACCUAAUUAAAUAAACUCAUCCUUGUUU